Adelges cooleyi (spruce gall adelgid) is the source of this 2577-nucleotide messenger RNA. RefSeq names its product zinc finger protein ZFP2-like. Gene Ontology annotation, cellular component: nucleus. Gene Ontology annotation, molecular function: RNA polymerase II cis-regulatory region sequence-specific DNA binding; DNA-binding transcription activator activity, RNA polymerase II-specific. The transcript is spliced from 6 exons. The coding region runs from base 393 to 2402 and encodes 669 amino acids. The record is from RefSeq and is a predicted model, not a curated record. Gene Ontology annotation, biological process: positive regulation of transcription by RNA polymerase II; central nervous system development. Lineage: Eukaryota; Metazoa; Arthropoda; Insecta; Hemiptera; Adelgidae.
UACUAUUAUGUAUUUUGAAUUUAAUUACAUUAUUGCCGUGUUUUCUGUCUCCUGUUGACUUAACAUACUGUUUGUGAAUAAAUAGAAUCAUAAACAUCUAUAGGUGUACAGCUUUAAUCUUUAUCGUGUUAGCGUCUUACCUACAAGUCAUACUUGUAGUUUUGUGUUAUUCGUCUAAUUUAAGUAAAUUAAAAUCUAAGAUUAAAAGUUUAAAAAAACAAAAUAUAUCUCUCAAAACUUUGAUGGUUUUUAUUUUUCAAAUAAUGUUAACUAAAUUUUUCUUUAUUAUAUCAUUAUUCUUACCUAAUUUGUUACGUAAUAAAAUAGUUAUAAUUGUGUAGUGAAGUUGUCCUAUUAAACCUCGAUGCAUAUAUGGCACAGAAAUUUAACUAAUGAUAAAUGUCAACUAUAGAAUUUUGAAGCAGUAUAAUAUGUUGAAAAUUAAACAUGAAAAUGAUGGAACAGAAGAACACUCUUUUGAAAAAACGCCUGAAGUCAUAGAACCUAAACUGCUAGAUGUGCAGUUCAUAAACAAUGAAAUUUCUACAAUAGAGGAGUAUUUAGUAAAGAAUGAAGACGACAAUACUUAUGGAAUUUUGAAGCGGUAUAGUAUGUUAAAAAUUAAACAUGAAAAUGAUGAAACAGAAGAACGCCCUUUUGAAAAAUCGCCAGAAGUCAUUGAACCUAAACUGCUAGAUGUGCAGCUCAUAAACAAUGAAUUUUCUACAACAGAGCAGUAUUUAGUAAAGAAUGAAGACGACUAUACUUAUGGAGCUUUGAAGCAGAAUAAUAUACUGAAAAUUAAACAAGAAAAAGACGAAUCAGAAGAACACUCCUUUGAAAAAUCGUUUGAAGUCGUUGAACCUAAACCAUUAGAUGUUCAGUUCAUAAACAAUGAAAUUUCUACAACAGAGGAGUAUUUGGUAAAGAAUGAAGUCGACAAUAGUUAUGAAGUUUUGAAGCGUUAUAAUAUGUUGAAAAUUAAAGAUGAAAUUGAUGAAACAGAAAAAUACUUUUUUCAAACAACGUUUGGAGCCGUUGAACCAAAACCGUUGGAUGUGCCGUUUGAAAACAAUGAAAUAUCUACAACAGAGGAGUAUUUGGUGAAGAAUGAAGUCGACAAUACUUAUGAAGUUUUGAAGCGGUUUAAUAUAUUGAAAAUUAAACCUGAAAAUGAUGAAACAAAAGAAGAGUUGUUGGAAAAAUCGUUUGAAGUCGUUGAAACUAAACCGCUAGAUAUGCAGUUCAUAAACAAUGAAAUUUCUACAACAAAUAAGUGUUUGGUAAAGAAUGAAGUCGACAAUAAUUAUGAUAUUCAUUUUUCGUGUAAAACACAGUCCAAUUGCGACCUAUCUUACAUCAAAAUUCAUAAAAGGAUACAUACCGGCGAGAAGCCCUUUAAAUGCAAUAUUUGUGAAAAAAAAUUUGGUCAGAUAUCUCACCUCAAAACUCAUGAACGCAUACACACCGCCGAGAAACCUUUUAAGUGCGAUGUCUGUGAAAAAACAUUCAGUCAUCAAUCUGCUCUCAAGAGACAUGCACGUAUUCAUACCGGCGAGAAACCGUUUAAAUGCGAUGUCUGUGAAAAAACAUUCAGUCAUCAAUCUGCUCUCAAGACACAUGCACGUAUUCAUACCGGCGAGAAGCCCUUUAAAUGCAAUAUUUGUGAAAAAACAUUCAGUCAUCAAUCUGCUCUCAAGACACAUGCACGUAUUCAUACCGGCGAGAAGCCCUUUAAAUGCAAUAUUUGUGAAAAAAAAUUUGGUCAGAUAUCUCACCUCAAAACUCAUGAACGCAUACACACCGCCGAGAAACCUUUUAAGUGCGAUGUCUGUGAAAAAACAUUCAGUCAUCAAUCUGCUCUCAAGAGACAUGCACGUAUUCAUACCGGCGAGAAACCGUUUAAAUGCGAUGUCUGUGAAAAAACAUUUGGUACACAACAACACCUAAAAAUUCAUAAACGCACACAUACUGGUGAAAACCCGUUUAAAUGCGAUAUCUGUAAAAAAACCUUCAUUCAACAAUCUGAACUAAAGAAACAUACACGGAUACAUACCGGCGAGAGACCUUUUAAGUGCGAUGUCUGUGAAAAAACAUUCAGUCAACAAAUUCAUCUCAAAAAACAUGCAAGUAUACAUUCCGGCAAGAAACCGUUUAAAUGCGAUGUCUGCGAAAAAACAUUCAUUCAACAAUCUGAUCUCAAGAACCAUGCACGUGUACAUACCGGCGAGAAACCGUUUAAAUGCGAUGUCUGUGAAAAAACAUUCAGUCAAAAGUCCUAUCUCAUAAUUCAUGAACGCAUACAUAUUGGUGGGGUACGAUACAAAUGCUCAGCCUGUGACAAAUCGUAUGGUCGCCAAUAUACUCUCAAAAGGCAUCAAGCAAAAGCACACGGCUCAUAGAUUCCCAAACCUUACGUGGCUAUUUGGCAGUUUUAAAAUAGUUUUUCAAAAUAAAUAUGUUAUUAUUUUGCAAUUUUUUUUACUUACGAUUUAAUUCAGAUUUAAUAUACUUUAAUUAGUUUUCUUAUAUAUUUUUUUUUAACUUUCAUAAUCUACACAUGCAAUAUGUUAAAAA